Plasmodium relictum is the source of this 7713-nucleotide messenger RNA. Its product is annotated as conserved Plasmodium protein, unknown function. The record is from RefSeq and is a predicted model, not a curated record. The transcript has a single exon. The annotation marks the transcript as partial. NCBI's taxonomy places the organism in Eukaryota, Apicomplexa, Aconoidasida, Haemosporida, Plasmodiidae. Gene Ontology annotation, molecular function: metal ion binding.
AAUAAUAAUAAUAAUAAUAAUAAUAAUAAUAAUAAUAAUAAUAAUAAUAAUAAUAAUAAUAAUAAUAAUGAUAAUAAUAAUAAUAAUAAUAAUAAUAAUAAUAAUGAUAAUAAUAAUAAUAAUAAUAAUAAUAUAGAAAAAUUGAAAAAUACAAAUUAUUUAAAAAAAAAAAAUGAAGAAUACGUUUUAUUAAAUAAGAAAAAUAUGAUUAAAAAAGUCAGAAAAAAAAGAAAAAAAUAUAUGAUUAAAAAUAUAUUUAGGAAAAAUAAGAUAAAAUUAAAUAGAUAUAUAUAUAAUGAAAUACUUCAUAUAAACAUAAAAGAAUAUAAAAGACUAUGUAUGAGCUUAAAAAAUUUGAAUAAACACAUAAAUACAAAUGUUAGAAACAGUGAACUUAAAAAAAGAUAUAGAAGAAAUUUUUUAAACAAGCAUUUUUCAAUAAAAGGAAAAAGAUGUAUUUAUUAUAAUGAUUUAAAUUUUAAUGAAAAAAUAUUAUUAUUAGUAUUUCUUCUAUUAAAGCACAAGGACAUUUUUGAGAUUUUUAUAAAUAUUAAUAAUCAAAUUUGCGAUAUAGUAAGAAAUAAAAAUUUCUUCAUUUGUUUAAAUUCCUUGAUAAAUGAAAAAGAUUAUUAUUUAAGUAAUAAUUUUUAUUAUUCUUGCUAUAAGAAAGAGUACAUCUUAAAUUAUAUCUUAAGAUCAUUGUAUAAUUCCAAUAAAUCCUUUGAUUUAAAAAGUUUUGAAAAAAAAUUAAAGCAUCUAUAUGGGUUAGAUAAGAAUAAGCUUUAUUUUAAUAUAUUUGGUUAUCAAUAUACAAAUAAUGCUUAUUUAAGAAAUUCAGAGGACUUAAAACAUGAGGAAAAUGAAAAUAUUCAUAAAACAAAAGAUUAUGGCGCAUUUAAUAACUAUAAAAACAGUGAUAAAUUAAAAGAGAAAGAAAUUGUAAAAUUAAAAAUAAAUAAUUCACUAAAUUAUACGAAUAUUUUGAAUAAUAAAGAUCUUUUAAAAAAGCACAUUGAUGAGAAUGAGAUUAACACAAAUAUAUUAAAAAAAGAAAGUAAAAAUAACAUUUUUAUGAAUUCAAUAUAUUUUGAUAAUCUUUCAUAUAAAGAAAAUAUGACUAGAAAAUUUGAUUAUGAGAUAAAUAAUGACGAUUUUAAAAAUAAAAAUUGUCAUAAUUAUGAUGAAAUUUCAACGAGUGAUAAUAAUAAAUAUAACUCAAAUAAUUUGGAUGAAAAUAAUUUAAAUGUAAAAAUUUCUAUUGAAAAUAAAUUUCAUAAAAAUAUAAAUGAAAAUUUAAAUGAUACAUCUGGCAAAUUCAUUGCGCAUGAUAAUUUAUAUAAAUUUUUUCAAAAUAAUCAGAAUGAAUUAAUAACAUAUAUGAGUAUUCUUGUAAAUAAUUAUAUGAGUAAUAUUAAUAAUAAUAAUAAUAUUUUCAAUUCCAUAUAUGAAUAUAAUAAUGAUGGAGGUUAUUUUGAUAAAUCAAAUGUUGAAUUAAAAAUAGAAGGAAAGGCCAAUUUAAAUUAUGAAAAUUUUAAAAUAAAUUUAUAUAACAAAAUUAUAAACAUUUUAAAUAUACUAGAUCAAAUAGAUAAUUAUAAUAUAAAAAAAUCAAAUGAUAAUGCUGAAAACAAAAAAUACAUAAAUAAUAAUCCAUUAAUUAAUGUAAACACAAAAAUUAUAGAAGGUAAUAAUCUAAGUAAUAUAAAGGAUUUAUCUAAAAAACAGAGUUUAUUAUGUGAAGAAAAUGUGAAUAUAAAAAAAGAUAGUUAUGAAUAUGAAAAAUGUUAUUACAAUGUAAGCAUUGAAAAUGAUAAUGGUAACACAAUAAAUGACACUUAUACAUCUGAUCUAAAAGGAGUUAAAAAUAAUUGCACUGUAAAAACAUUUAGCGAACACAAUAAAUAUGAAGGAAAAGUAAAUGAAAAUAGUUUUUUUAGUAAUAAAAAUAAUAGCAAAACGAACACUGAACAUAAUAGGAAAAUUAAUUUUAAAAACUUAAACAGUGAUAUAUGUAAAUAUAAUGAGUUUAGUAAAAACAGUAAUAUUUAUAUUACUACUAAUAAUAAUGGAUAUGUUAAUGGCUGUGAUGAUAUAUGCUUUAAUAAUUUUAAUAAUAACGAUAACAAAGAAAGAAGUAACUGCAUAAUAAAUAAUAUUGAACAAAAUAAUGCUUAUAAAGAAUAUGUAGAGGAAGAUUAUAUUAAAGAAGAAAUCUACAAUUUUACCAAUGAUAAAAAUAUUAAUAUGCACGUAAACAUUAAUAAACAAAAUCAUUCUAGUUAUUAUUUUAAUAACACAAACAAUAAAAUGGAUAUCAAAAAUGGAAUUAAUUUAAUUAGUAAAAAAUUUUUGACAAAUAGAAAUCAUAUUGAUAAUAAUAAGGAAUAUAUUUCAAGUAACAAUAUAAAAAAUAAAAUUGAUGAAAUUGUUAAUUAUGAAUGCAGUAAAAAUAUUUGUAAUUGUAUAGAUAACAAAUUAACAAAUGAUGAAUUUUUUUCAAAAAAAAACAAUAAUUCAAAUGAUUUUUUAAAAUCCAACAAAGGAGAUAAUGCAAAUAAAUUAAUGCCUUUAAAUUUAGACAAUAUUUCAAAAAAUUAUGAUACUAUACAUAAAAAUGAGCAAGCAUUUAAAAAUAAUUCUUGCUCAAAUACAAAUACAAAUACUGAUAACUAUAUAGUUAAUAUAUAUGGAACAAAUUAUGCAAGCAAUGAAAGUAUAAGUAGUAAUAUGAUUCAAAACAAAUUUUGUAACAUUUUAUCAGAUUCAUCACAAAAUAACAUAUUAAAAAAAUCAAGUUUUGAUCUAGAAAAAAAUAUAAACGAAAUUUUUUUAAAUAAAGAAAAGGAAAAGGAUGCUUCUUAUACAAAAAAAAAUUCAAAUAAAGAUAUAGAGGCUUCUAAUUCUUUUAGUUAUACAGAAUGUCUGUCUAAUAAUUUUAAUAAAAGUUUUAAUGCUUAUAAUGAUAAUAAUGAAAAUAAAAUUUCUAAUGAUAAUAUAAAACUUAAUGAAAAUUAUAAAUAUUAUGUAGAAAAAAAUAAAGAGAACAGUAAUUUUAUAAUAGAUAGUUAUAAUAAUUAUGGAUAUGAUUUUAAUAGCAAUUUUAAUUGUAAAGAUAAUUUUAAUUUUAAUGAAUUAAAUGAUAAAACAAAUGUUAAUGAUUUUAAUGAAUUUAAUGUUGAAAUUGAUUUUAAUGAUUUGAAUAAAUAUAACGAUAAAAUGAAUUUAGAUUAUUUCAAUGAAUUUAAUGUUAAAAUUGAUUUUAAUGAUUGGAAUAAAUUAAGUGAAAAAGGUAUUUUUGAUGAUUUGAAGAUCUUUGAUGAUAUUAAUUCAAUAAAAAAUGGUGGUAAGAAAUUAAAUAAAAAGAAAGAAAAAUACUUAAAUUUGGUCAAUAAUGAAACUAAUAAUUGUAAUAAUAAAAAUGCUAACAACAGUAAUAAUAUAAAUGAUAACAAUAAUAACAAGAGCAAUAAUUAUUUUAAGAUAAACAGCCCUAAAAGUGAUGUUCACAUUAAAAUAGAUUUGAAUAUUGAUUGUAAUAACUAUAAUUUUAAUAGAAAAAAUAAUAAUGAAAUGAAAGAAUAUUGCAAUUUAAGUGAAGAAUUAUUAAGUAGCAGUAACAAUACUGAAAGUACUGUUGCAAUUAGCUGUGAUAGCAAUAAAGCAUACAAAGAUGAUGUCACAAAUAAUGGUAAAUUACCAACUCAAAUUGAUACAUAUGAGUUAAAUAAAAAUAAUGAAAGUUCAUUAAAAGAUAUUACUUUAAAUAAUGUAAAAUAUUCAUUUAAUUAUGAUUAUGAUAGUGAAAAUAUAAAUAACAACGAAUUGAGUGAUUAUUUAAAUUUUAAAAGUAAAUUAGAUGUUUUUACUUACGUAGAAAAUGAUUUAUUAACUUAUGAAAAUGAGGAAGAUAAAAAUUGUAUAUAUUCGAAAUUAAAUGAAAUGAAUAUAAAUGAAAAUAAACUAUUAAAUGACUCAUUGUAUUUGUAUAAAAGAUCAAAUAAUAGAUCAAGGACUUCGCCACCUCAAAUGCACUGUAAUGAUAAAGAGCUGGUCAAAUAUUUAGAAAUGAAUCAAAAUAUAAAUAAUGAUUAUUUAUAUGUAUUCGAUAUUAAUAAUAUGUGUAAUGAAAAUAAUUUAUUUAGUAGAAACAUAAAUGGUGAAGUUUUUUAUGAUUUAAAUACUAUUAAAAAAGAAAAAUAUAACAAUAAAAAAAAAGACGGAGAAGAGAAAGAAGGAAGGGAUAAAGAAGAUGAAAAGGAAACAAAAGUAAAAGAAGAGGAAAAAUUAUGUAAAAAAAUUAAUACUAAGGAAAAUACAAGUGAACAGUUGUAUAAUGAUAUUAGAAAAAGUAAUGAAAAUGUAAUAUCAGAAGAAGCAGAACAAAAUGAAAAGAAACGUUUAGUUGAUAAUAAUAAUAUAGUUAAUAACGAAGAAGAUGAUAUAAAUUUAAAAAAAACUUCUCAUUUUACGAAUGCUUUAAAUGAUACAAAUGAUAAUGAAAGCAAUAUUCAAAAAAAUGUAAGAAAAUUAGAUACAUUGCAGGAAAAUAAAAUAAAUAAUGUGGCAGAUAAUACAAAAAAUGUUCAAGACAUUUUACAUAUAAAUGGACAAUGUAAACCAUGUGCUUUUUAUUAUAAUAAAAAAAAAGGAUGUAGAAAUGGAGAUAUUUGCGAAUUUUGUCAUCACAUAGAUCAUUCAAAUCUAUCAUUAAAACAAUGGAAGAAACAACAGAAGAAAAUGAUUAAGUUAGGUCUUCUUAGUAUUGAUAAUAAAUCAAAGAAAGAAAGUUUAUCUAUCGGUACAGAGAUAAGUGAAAAUAACAAUUGUAAUACUACGUUAAAAAACAUAAAUAGUAUUAUUUUAAAUAGUGCAAAUAACAAUAGUAAGUUAAAUUUAAGCAAUAAUAAAAAGACGUGUGCCUUUAUUUUAAAGAAUUCCAGUAAUAGCAAAAUAAAUUCUAAUAAUAACGAUCAUAAUAGUACUAUAAAAAAUAUAAAUAAUAAUAAUUAUAAUGAUAAUCAAAGUAAUAGAAAUAGCAGUAGUAAUAAUAUUAACAAUAACAAUAAUAAUAAUAAUAAUAAUAAUAAUAAUAAUAAUAAUAAUAAUAAUAAUAAUAAUAAUAAUAAUAAUAACAAUAAUAAUGAUAAUAAUGCCAAUACUACUACUACUACGGCUAAUAAUAAUAAUUUUAAUAUUAUUAAUAAUAUUAAUAAUAAUAAUACAAAUACUAAUACUAAUACUAAUAAUAUUAAUACUAAUAAUACUAAUACUAAUAAUAAUAAUAAUAACAUUACUAAUAAUAUAAACGCGAAUAUUAUUAAUAAUGGAGAUAAUUAUAUCAAUACUAAUAGCAAUAUCAAUAACUUUAAUAAUAAUAAUAAUAAUACAAAUAAUAAUAAUAAAAAUAAUCCUAAUAAUAAUAACUAUUCUAAUAGAAAUUAUAAUAAUAAUAGUAAUAUUACUAAUAACAAUACCAAUACAACAACUACUAAUAAUAAUUAUUCUUAUAAAGAUAGUAAUGAUAAUAAUGCUACUAAUACUAUUACUACUACAACCAAUAAUAAUAAUUAUACUAAUAAUAGUAUGAUUAUGAGUAUUAACAAUAGUAAUAAAAAUAAUAAGUUGAAUAAUUCAUACAUUAGUAAUGAUUUAAAUAGCAGCUUCAUAAAUUCUAAUAUCAUUAAUAAAAUAAAUUGUAAUAGUAAUAAUUCAAAUAAUAUUCCAAAGAUUUCAUGCAAUAAUAAUAAAAUUUCAAGUUCAAGCAUUAAUAAUAAUUUAAUAAAUUCAAGUAAUAAUAAAACAAGCUUAAAUAAUAUUAUAAAUAGUUGUAGUAAUAACUCUCAAAAUAAUUUAGUUUAUUCUUCUUUUGUUCCAAAUAUCACAAGAAAUUAUUCAUUUGAAUUGCAUAAUUGCUAUAAAAAAAAUGAUACAAAUAGUUUAUUUCAAAUGUGCAAUAUUAUUCCUAAUUGCUCAAAUGAUGAAGAAAUAAAAAAUACAAAAAAUUUUAAUAAGCAAAAUCAAUCGAAUAAUUUAAAAAAGUAUACUUUUAAUAAUGAUAUAAACAAAGUAAAGUUUAUGAAUGAUAAUGAAAAGGGAAAGGAAUUUGCUACUACUGAUAUUUAUUUAAGAGAUAAUCACAAAGGAAAGUUUAAAAAUAAUAAAAUAGUAACAAGCAGUAAUGAGGUCGUUCAAGCAAAUUAUUUAAAUAAAAAUGAGAGAAAAUUGUUGAAUUGUGAUAAAGAUUCUCAUAGCAGUAACUUAAAUAAUAUUAAUCUAAAAUUUAGUAAUUCUGGUUAUGAAAAUUUCUAUAAAAAGGAAAAGAAAAACUCAAAAAUGGAUGAAGAGUUAAUAAAUAUUAGUAAAAAUGAAAAAUUUAUAAAUGAGAACUAUGAUAUAACAGUUUUGAAGGAUGAUAUAAACUCUGUAUGUAUUAAAUAUGCUGAAAGUAUAAAAAAUCAUUUAAAUAAAAAAAUUAAUAAUAGUUCAAGUAAUUGUAUUAAUGAAAAUGACAGUUUAAAAAAAAAAGAAAUGAAUGAAGUACACAAUGAAAAAAAUCCUAUAUAUUUAGAUAAAAUGAAAAAUAAAUUUAAUCAUAAUAUUAUAAAUAGCAGUAUUGCUGAUAUAGAGAUGAAUAACCUAUUUUAUCAGGUAGAUAAUUCUAAUAAGAAUUUUAUUGAUAACAGAAUAAAUAAAAUAAAAGACAAGAAACAUAAUAUAAUAGAAAAUCUUCAAAAUAAUAGUAGAACAAAUAUUUUAAGUGAAAAUACAAAAAUAUGUGGUAACAAUAUAAAUAAAAAUAACAGAGAUAUAACCAACAAUGUGUAUAGUGUUGGAAAUAAUAUAAAUGAUAUAGUUAACUACGCUAUUAAUGAUAUGCAAAUUGAGAAGAAUAAAAUGAAUGAAAAUGCAAAUACAAAUAUAAAUGAAUAUUAUGAUAAUGAUAAUUUUAAUCAUGAUUUUGAUAUAAAUAAUUAUUUGAGUGAAUUAUUGAAGUUUAAAAAAAAUAUUCAUCAUAAUACUUUAGAUAAUUUAAAUGAUAACAUAUAUCAACAUAACCAGAUAAAUCAUUCGAGCUUAGAUAGAUUACGAAAUAAGAAUAUGUAUAAAAAUAACUCAAAUAUUUUAAGUAAUAAUAAUUCAUCAGAAAGUUUUAUAAAAAAAAACAAUAGUAUAGACCUUCUAAAAAAUAAUAUGAAUACAUCUUUUGGGUAUAUAAAUGAAACAAACGAAGAUAAAUUUUAUUCAUUUAAUAAUAAUAUAAAGAAUCAUAUAAAUGAAAAUAUGAAUAAGGAAAAUAAAAAAUGUAACAUUCAAAUAAGUAGCUUAAAUAGUAACAUAAUACAAGAUAAUUACGAAAAAGAAAACAAUGAAAACUUAAUUAUUUGUAACAGUAAAAAUAAUAAUAGUAAUUCAUAUAGUAAUGAUAAUCUAAAUAAUAACUAUAAUUUUAAUUCAAAUAAUAUAAAUAUUGAAAUAUCUUCAUCAAUAGAUAAUACUUUUUAUAAAAAUAAUGAUAAUAACGCUAGUUUUGUCUAUGGUGAUUUAAAAGCUAAUACAAGAGAACUAAAAAAAAAUGUAUCACAAAGAGAAAAUAAUAUUUUUGAAGAAUUAAAAGAUGGCAAUAAUAUAUAUACAAAUAAUUACUUAUUAAAUAACUGCUACGUUAUAAAUAAUAAAUUAGAUAUCAAGCCAAUUAAAAUUAAUGGAAAGUAA